GCCAGCCGCACGCCUCGGCGUCAGGGGCAUGGAGGAGCGGCGGGCUCCGAGCCGCGCCCCGGAGUCCCCGAAACUUCCGAGCGGGCGCCCGUCCGCGCCGCUGCCGCCGCCGCCGCCGCUUCGCCUGCCGGCCUGAGAGCGGGACCAUGGAUGAAAGGUUCAACAAGUGGCUGCUGACGCCGGUGCUCACUCUCCUCUUCGUGGUCAUCAUGUACCAGUACGUGUCCCCCUCCUGCACCAGCUCCUGCACCAACUUCGGGGAGCAGCCCCGCGCGGGGGAGGCCGGCCCGCCCGCCGCCCCGGGUCCCGCCCGCCGGGCACAGGCGCCGCCGGAGGAGUGGGAACGGCGGCCCCAGCUGCCCCCGCCGCCCCGGAGGCCGCCCGAGGGUCCUCGGGGGGCCGCGGCCCCAGAGGACGAGGACGAGGAGCCGGGGGACCCGGAGGAGGAGGAGGAGGAGGAGGAGGAAGAGGAGUCGGACUCCGAGGCCCCCGAGAACGGCUCCCUGCCCCGGUUCGUGCCGCGCUUCAACUUCACCCUGAAGGACUUGACCCGCUUCGUGGAUUUCAACAUCAAAGGGCGCGACGUGAUCGUGUUUCUGCACAUCCAGAAGACCGGGGGCACCACGUUCGGCCGGCACCUGGUGAAGAACAUCCGGCUGGAGCAGCCGUGUAGCUGCAAAGCCGGCCAGAAGAAGUGCACCUGCCACCGGCCCGGCAAGAAGGAGACCUGGCUCUUCUCCCGCUUCUCCACCGGCUGGAGCUGCGGGCUGCACGCCGACUGGACGGAGCUCACCAACUGCGUGCCGGCCAUCAUGGAGAAGAAGGACUGUCCCCGCAACCACAGCCACACCAGGAAUUUCUAUUACAUCACAAUGUUGCGGGACCCGGUGUCGCGUUACCUGAGUGAGUGGAAACACGUGCAGAGAGGGGCCACGUGGAAAACCUCCCUCCACAUGUGUGACGGAAGGAGCCCCACCCCGGAUGAGCUGCCUACCUGCUACCCUGGGGACGACUGGUCUGGAGUCAGCUUGCGGGAGUUCAUGGAUUGCAGCUACAAUUUGGCCAACAACCGCCAGGUGCGCAUGCUGGCCGACCUCAGCCUGGUGGGCUGCUACAACUUGACUUUCAUGAACGAGAGUGAACGCAACACCAUCCUGCUGCAGAGCGCCAAGAACAACCUGAAGAACAUGGCCUUCUUCGGGCUCACCGAGUUCCAGAGGAAGACGCAGUUUCUCUUUGAGAGGACAUUCAACCUCAAGUUCAUCUCCCCCUUCACGCAGUUCAACAUCACGCGGGCUUCCAACGUGGACAUCAACGAGGGGGCCCGCCAGCGCAUCGAGGAGCUGAACUUCCUGGACGUGCAGCUGUACGAGUACGCGAAAGAUCUCUUCCAGCAGCGCUACCACCACACCAAGCAGCUGGAGCACCAGAGGGACCGCCAAAAGAGGCGGGAGGAGCGCAGGCUGCAGCGGGAGCACAGGGGCCACCGGUGGCCGAAGCAGGAUGGGGCCGCAGAGGGGACUGUCACUGAGGACUACAACAGCCAGGUGGUGAGAUGGUGACCCCCUGCCCUCUCCUCGCUCUCUCUCUGGGAGGGGGAGGAUGAGCCGGCACGUUGCCCUUCUGUUGCAUUACCUUGGGGAGCACUUGGGCCAUGCUGAGGACAUCUGGCUGUAUGUGCCUGAUGUGGACACCUGCUUCCUCUUUGUCUUCAUUUUUAUCCAGCUGGAGAUUAUCCGUCUCGUUCUUUUGUUUUUCUCUGCAUUUUUCAAUCAGUGAUGUGAAAUAGGGUGGGACUACGUCCAGUAGAGCCCGCUUUGGAAGGUCAAGGAGAGAAGCAUCAAAAAGGAAACAUUCCCGGAGAUCUCUGCGGUGGCAGAGGUUAUAGUUUGGGUUAACUGGAACCCACAGAAGCUCACGAGAAAACCCAAAUGACGGCUUGGACGUUCUGCUGAGACUGGUCUGUUACAUACUGUCUCUGUCCUGAGAAUAUUUAAAGAGAGAGAAAGGGAAGAACAUUUCAGCCCUUAGAUGAGGUUUUAUGGCAACCCCUGCUUGGCCGUCGGCUCUCCUCUUUGAACUCUAUUGGAUUGCUAUUUAAAACAAAAGUAAUGUGUUUUGUUGUUGCAGUUGUUUUUAAAGAAAAUGACCCCACUGUUGACCAUUGCUAGAGACCCACAUCCUAAGCCAUGCUAACCCCGCUCCCCCAAUCAUUUAGGGAACAGGGAGUGGAUAAAGGACAGGGGAGGUUGUGGCCCCUGAGAAAUGAACAUUGGUGGGACAUUUAGGGCAAAACUUGCUUAUUUGCUGAUGCCUAAGGAAAUCACGCUUUACCAAUUUUUAUUUUCAACGUGAGUAAUGACUGACAAAUUAAGGGAGAGAAAAAUUAUCAGGAGGAUCAAUAUAUGUCUAACAUUUCCAAACUGGCUGCAGAACCUGAGUGUUUAAAGGAAUAUUCCAGGGUUUUUAACCUCUUUAGAGCAGUCUUAUUCUCUGAUAUGGUCCUGCCAGGCUUGAAAUUCUGCUAGCACAGAGGAAAAGUUGUUUAAAAAGAGCUCGACCAUGCUUAGGCAGCAUGUAUAAAAAUAUAUAUUCGAGGUCACUAAAUGAAUAAUAACUCUGAUGUAGGCCAGGAGACAUGGAACACCAUUAAUGGGACAGUUAUCCCAGGAGUUGAGACAGACUCUACCUCCCAACAUCGUAACUAUCUCCAGCCUGAUAACUUUUUGUUUUUCUACAUGAUCUUUACGUGUUGUUAGACUGUGGCAACCGCCAGCAAAUCAGGCUAGGGUGUUUAAAACUGGACCAAAAAAUGUGCUGCAUUGCCAAGUGCCCCUUAGAGUCACCCCUUCCCAAUCACAACUGCCAUCACGAGAAAUUUGUUGAAUAAUAAGGAAGAAGUAUGGAAGGGGGAAGAGAAAGCCUUUGCAAGCGUUUGUUAGGCAGAUCAGAGCAGGUGGAAAGUUUCACAACAGAUUGAUCUGAUCAAUCCCUUCAAGGAGCUGAGGGCAAAAUGAGUGAAACUCCUCAAUCAGAUUGAAAAGCCUAUUUCAUUGAUAUCCCACAUGUUUGAUGUUUAAGCCAGCUUUGCGUAAGCCACUUCUCAGCCUCCAGAAUACUCUCUCUGGGAUUGAGUCAGUCAACCCCUAAGCAUUCAUGGAUUGUCUACCUGCACGGUGGGGGUUGGUGGGGGGAGCAGUGUCUCCAUCCAACAGAGAUCUGGAGGAACUUCCCUCACUGCCCAAGAGAAGACAUUACUGGGUGGUUCCCUUGGGCCAAGAACCAAGGUUGGCCCUUUUCUCACCUUAAAUACAUUCUGCACAACAAGGUAGGUAUAGUUAGUCCCAGUUUCUUAGAUGAGAAAGGUGGAGCCCGCAGACAGUAAGUGGCUUCCUCGCAGAUUGCAAGCUAGGUCCAGCUGACUGCAAGGUGCAAGCUCUUUUGUAGUCCAUCAUGUUGUCCAUAUGCGUUAAGGGCUCAUGCUGCCUAAAGCUUCCUGCCAAUCAUGCAAGAAGCCAUCUGUUAUUGCACAGAAGUGUUUUUCUGUAACCCAUGUGGGUGGCACAACUGUGACAGCAACAAGCUAACAGCACUGACCCAGCACUGUGCUGCCUUGGGUCAGGACCUACCCCGGCCAUGUCACUGACCCUUCAAUGAGCUGAGAGAGUGAUGACUUUUCAGGCAGCUGUACUUCUUAAGCCAUACACAAGGGUGAGUUUUAAAAGGGGCCAAGUAAAUAUUGCCUGUUAGUUGGUAGAGGUUAAGCUCACGAAGUAUUUGUGCGUCCCCUUCUGAUGAUUUGUUCCUAAAGUAGGGAGGGCAGGAGGAUUGUGGCUGGGAUUCAUGAGCAGCGCUCUCUCUCUCUCUCUCUCUCUCUCUCUCUCUCUCUCUCCCUUCACAUUUUGUUCUUAGGAUCUAAUGUUCUGCCUAGAAUAGCAGGGCUGCAAAUUAUCCCUCUGCCUGCCACUGUGACACACUCACACGCAUGCACACACAAUAACAACCCGGUGUUUUGUCAUGUGGAAAAUCAAAACAAGUUAGAAAGCACUCGAAUUGUUUCUUUUUAACUCACUUUACAUUUUUGGCAGGGAAUCCGCGCAUAGCAGAGACUUGGAGGCAGCCCCUGCUAACUCCACACUGUUCCUUAGGCACCUCGGGGCUCCUAUCAAAGGCUCCCCCUGCCUUCUGCUGAAGGUGUGUUGUGUGGUUCUCCACUGGAGACCGGGUGCCCGGAUGCUCACAGGAGAAACCAGCUCUUUGUGUUGGCCCAAGGCCAGUGUAGAGCAAAUUAAAAAGACCGACAUGGGCUUCCUCCCUCAUAUCAUUUCAUUCUAAAGCAGUGAGCUUGUCAUAUCCCUGGGGUACUAUGUUGAUCGAAAUGGAGAGGUAGGGAAGCAGUUUGUUCUCUGAAAAUUGACUGCCCACCUACACGCGGAGUGAUGCCAAGGAAGUGAUGCCAGAGGAAGGCACCUGGGCCUGCGGGUCCAUGGAAGUCAGCAGCCUGAAGUCUCAAACCAAGUCACCUCCACAUACAUUAGUGUCAAAAGUCUAAGAAGAGGCAAAAAAACAAAAACAAUAAUCCCCAGGGGUUCCUACAUCUUAUGAACUCCUAUAGUUCCCAGAUAGAUGUUCCUUCCCUUUUCUUGGCAAUGGCAAUGCCAGUGAUCACACUGGGAUGAAGUGUCUUUGUGUACAUGUGUGUGCCUGUGUGUGCCUGUGUGUGUGUGUGUGUGUGUGUGUGUGUUUAAAUUUUAUUAAGGACUAAGAUAUACACUAUUCUGUCUCCUUCUAGCAUUUGGGACCUGGAGAAAACUACCCUGAGAAUUCUCUGGAUACUUGCCCCAAUAAUUGAUAAUAUCAGCAAUCAGUGUCAGAUAGCAGUGAGAAAUAUCAUGUGUUUUAUUAAAAAUUAUAAAGACUUGUUUCUUCUCAUCUAAAGGAGGUAACCUUAUCAUGAACAGUUUGAUCAGAGGUUUGAAAUAUGAGGAUGCCAUUUGGUCAUGCCUUUAAAGAAACUUUUUCAAAAGUCUGAGUGGAGAUAGUAAAACUAUUGAGAAGAAAGUUGCCAAGAUAGACCUAGCAAGGAGGUUAGAAUAGAUCAUUAAAAUUAAAUAUGAAUGUAUUGGGUAAGAUUCCCAUUUAGUGGUUUUAACAGAGAAACUCAAAAUAAGUGAUUUAAGAUUGAAGUUCUUUCUCUGUGAUUGAAAGACAAACUGGUUUGACAGCCCUGGUGUGUGACAUUGCAGAAGCCCAGGCCCUCUUGUUGCUCUUUCAUCUUAAAGUAUAGCCUCUGUUUCCUGGACCAAAUGGUUGCCACAGCUCCUGCCAUCUCAUGUACAUUUCCAACAGGCCAGAGGAACUGAAGGGAAGUUGUAUAUGUUGCUUACAGUCACAUCUCAUGGGCUAGACCCUAGACAUUAGCCACAUCUAGCUGCAAAGAAGGAAAUGUCUUUACUAUUGGUUGCCACAUGCCUUGAUAAGUGUGGAGGUCCUAUUAUUAAAGAAACAGUGUGAAAAUACUGAUUAAAAACUAUCAUUAUCCAACACAAAAGAGAAUCAAAAAACAUUUCAAGUCUUUUCACUGUCAUUUAUUUCAUCAUAUAAUUUGCAAAAGAUAGGAUUAAAAUUUGUCAUUUUGUAUAGCAUUUAAUGGUUUUCAAAGCAUUUUUAUAUUUAGUAUCACAUUUGAUCUUUGUUAAAAUCUUGUGUGUUAAAUACGACCUCUAUUCAUUAUUCCAUUUGACAGUUUGGAAUGGAGAUUCAGACAUGCUGAGAGAUGUCUCAAAGAUUCUAAUUUAUUAGCAAGAAAGUUGCUCAGAGCCCCAGUCUUUCGACUUUGUAGCAUUUCCUGCUAUUUAAUGCUACUCAGCACCAGUAUGGGACUGGCAAUUGCAAGAUGAAAUCUAAAUCUUUAUGGAUUUAUAUCUUCCCUUAUCUUUUUGUGGAACUGCAGUGACUUGGAAAGUGCCAAAGACUGGUCAAGUUGACUCUCAGCCUCCUGCCUCCAGUGAGGGGUCUUUUUUUAGGAAAGAAAUGUCCAAGAAAUGGGCCAUGUUGCAGGGGAGACCAAGAAGCACUCAGACUCAGGGGAGACAUUGAAACACUUCUAGCUGGGUGUCCACCCCAUCCGACCCCAAACCCAUUCAAGAUGAAGGCUGAGGGAAUGUGCUCGCCAUUUCUUAGGGAAGCUCAGUGUUAGAAAUAUUCAGAAUCAGUCGCUGCCUGAUUAGCAAAGCUUAAGGGGUGAUCGAUAUCACCCCUAUUAAAAAAAGUUUCCCUUUCUCUACUUCUUCUUCCCAGCUCCCUGGCAUUUUAUCAGUAAUGUAUUGCUUUAGUCCGCAAAGGUUUAAUUUGGUGUUAAAUGAGUCCCUUUGCACAUUCGCUGGAGAGAGGAAAUGCUUUAAGCUGUCAUAAGCUAGCAUCUUCACGCAGAGAGUUUAUCUGAUUUCUUUCCAGCCGUGACCUCUAGCUGAGAGGAGAGUCCUGUAUAAUGGGAUCACUUAGAGAUGGGAGGUUAGGGAGAGUAAGGGUAAUUGUAGAGGAAAGUGGGCCUCCCUCCUGAAAGGGAGACAGAUCUUUCCAAAACUAAACACAUGCCACGCAAUACUGAAAAACAGAAAAAUAACUAAGAUACAGUUUUUGUCCUCGAGAACAAGGGCAGGCUGGAAACGUGUGGACUGUAAUUCUUAUCGCUAUUUGAAAGAAAUAAAUGAAUGAAGAUGUUGAGACACGAACAGAGCAUUGGGAUGGUUUUAGGGACUGCAGGCUGAUUGAGCUGGAGGAGUUGGAUCAAAGAGAAAGCUGGGUUGAACCUGGCAAGAAUACCCUGAUCUGAUCACAGCUGUGACUCUAAGGUUUUCCUUUCCCAUAGUUUUUGUGCUUCCACUCAUCACCAGAACCCCAGCUGAUCUCUCCAGGCUGGGUAGCAGGGCUGGCCAAGUCUGGGGAUUCUACCCAUUUUGUGUCAUCUGCAAGGAACACAUGCAAUGUGUUCUUUCUCCAGGGCACUCUUGGUUUUCUUUCCCAUCCUCUCCCUCCAUCUCUACUGGACACUAGCCAAUGCCUGCUCUUCUCUCACUGCAUUCACCUGGACACAUCUGAGCUAAUUCCCUGAAACUGUGAAUUAGCCCUUCCGGGCCAGUGGGCGGGUUCUGAGACCUGUGUGUUUUGUAGCCUAAUGGACAGAAUGCACACGGACCCAUCUUCGCAAGAUGCUGACAGAAGCCACCUGCCUUGCAGAGGUGCUGACAUUUCCAGACGACUGGCCUCGCUAUAAACACCAGCAACACCUGCAAGACAAAAGUCCCUGAACUUCCAGGCAAGGACUCAAGGUAACCUAAUAGUACUCCGGAUCUGAGAAAGCGGAUGCCCAGAUGUUUCUUGAGCCUGUGUUCCAAGAUGUCUAUGGAAAAGACUGCGACUGUCAUCUGUUGGUGCACUCAGUGGAACCUCUGUGAGCUACACGUUCUGCUGCACUAUAGGAACUCAUCAAAGGGCCAGAUUGCAAACCCUCGGUUGUUGGCAGGGAAAGUGUUCUGAGGAGCAGAGUUUUGUGUGAUUUGGUCAUUGUCACAUUUGUCUCCCUCUUUCUUGUCAUUUUUUUUAAUCUUGUGGUCAUCUUUUCUUCUCUUUUUUUUCUUCUGGAAGAACUUUCUGUGU
Microcebus murinus (gray mouse lemur) is the source of this 7659-nucleotide messenger RNA. It is a transcript of the gene HS6ST3, whose product is annotated as heparan sulfate 6-O-sulfotransferase 3. Gene Ontology annotation, cellular component: membrane. Gene Ontology annotation, molecular function: heparan sulfate 6-sulfotransferase activity. Lineage: Eukaryota; Metazoa; Chordata; Mammalia; Primates; Cheirogaleidae. The record is from RefSeq and is a predicted model, not a curated record.